ACAAACACUACCCCUCUUUCUCCCUCUCUCACCCUCUGCAACUGCUGUACUCAGGCUUACCUGACCAGCGACUGCAGAAAAGGCUGGACCCCCACCCCCCUCCACACUCCCUCGCUCUCUUCUCUCCUAUCCUCUCCUCUCUCCUCUCUCUCUCUCUCUCGCUCGCUCGCUCUCUUUUUCAAACACACACUCAGCUGUACACCUGGAGAGGGCAGACGCAAGAGAUGGCAUGUGCAGCAGGCUCUCCUCACCUCUAGUGCCGCCUCUCUGAGUUGAAUGUGGAGAGGAACUCCUGAACUGAGAAUUUGGAGCCACUGAACCUAUUGCAGAAGAAACAAGGGGGGCGGUGAGGGAGAACUUGUCAGUCCAGGGACACCAAAGGCAACACACAGCAUGAUUUUGGGAGGCAUUAACCGGGCCAGGCCAGCUGUGCCAACAUUCUUGCGGACUCCCACAGUGAUCCAACCACACCUGGACAUGAAGCCCUUCCUGCAGUUCCCCAUGGAAACCCCUCCGCCUCCACACAGCAUGAACAUCUUCCACAAUUUCAACACAAUGGACCCGGUGCAGAAAGCUGUUAUCAACCAUACCUUUGGAGUUCCACUGGUCAAGACCAAGCGGCCAGUUAUCUCCUGUAACGUCUGCCAGAUCCGCUUCAACUCUGAGGGUCAAGCAGAAGCUCAUUACAAAGGCAACCGCCAUGCCAGGAGAGUCAAAGGCAUUGAGACCUCUAAGAGUCGUCCUCAAGACAGAGACAAGCCUCCUACUGUGUCCACCUCCUCCUCCUCCCUGUCUCCUCCCAGAGGUCCUGGCACUGCCCUUGACAGUAAGUCCAGCAAAUCGGAUGAAACACAGCCACUGUUGCAGUUAAACGGACCCCUGUUGGCCCCGGGGCCUCUUCCUCCGCUUACAACCCCACCUACUCCACCCAUGGACUCUGCCAUGCAUUCAGUAUGCCCCCUCAUGCCCACCCCUACUCCUUCCUUCAUACCCCCUUCCUCCUCCUCACCAGGCUACGGUGGCGGCGGCUCCAAUCCAGAGCAGCUGAGAUCUGGACCAGCGGAUUCUGCAACCCAGGGCACAUUGGCCUCCAGCAGACCCUCCAAUCCAGAGACAGAGGAGGACAAGGCCAAGAAGUUGCUGUACUGCUCACUCUGCAAGUUGGCUGUUAAUUCCCUGUCACAGCUGGAGGCCCACAACAAAGGUAUCAAACACAAAACCAUUUUGGAGGCAUGGAGUGGGCUGGGCCCCAUCAAGGCAUAUCCUCGCCUGGGUCUGAAGCCCAGUGGAGAGCAGGGAGGGGGGCUGGUAGACCCCAACACUCAGGAACGAACCUUCCACUGUGAGAUCUGCAAUGUGCGGGUCAACUCGGAACUACAACUCAAACAGCACAUAUCAAGUCGAAGGCAUCGGGACGGCAUGGCAGGCAAACCCAACCCCCUCCUUAGCAGACACAAGAAGCACAGGGGAGCAGAUCUGACGUCUUCAUUGACCUUCUCUAAGGAUCUCACCAAAGCUUUGGGAGCAGGGCUUUUGCCUAACCCCUUGGCAGUUGCUGUAGCAAUGGCCGCUGCAGCGUCCUCAAAUCCACUGGCACUUCGUGCAGCGGCACCUGCGCCCCACCCACACCACCACCAUCACCACCACCUUUUGCAAGGUCCGCCGCUCAGCCACGCCAUCCUGAGACCCGCUCCAGGGCCCAUCCGUACCACCCGCGGUCCAAUCCUCUUCUCUCCGUACUGACACACCGUCUUCUGACUUCAGUCAGACAGGAUCAGCCACUCCAAAAGCACACUGUGAAAACACAAACAUGAUCAGCAGCAAUGGAUGGGAGAAAACACAAUUAUUUAACUAUCUAAACGAGAGGAAAAACACGGGAACUGAACAGCAGAAUCAAAAGAAGUAUAUGUCUCUCUUUUUCCCUUUACCUGAAAGUCUCCUUAAAUUUCAAAAACCCAUGACUGACUGACACGUGGAGAUAUUUUCAUUAUGCAUUGACCUCCUAGCUCUGGUCCCAUUCUCUUGCACUGUUGCCCUGUUGAUAACUACAGAAAAACCACAUGCAGCUCUUUCUAGAAACAUUAAACUACACCUAGUGUCACAUAAAUAUACCAGACAAAAAUGUGUUCCUGUCACCUUAUGCACCUCAAAUCAAGCCAAUAUCAUAAUAUCAGUCGGGUAUAUGCAUGUACCUGUGGACUCUCCAUGGUACUAUACAUGUCCCUUUGGCCAUCAUGUCUUCAAUUUGUACUACCAGAGCCUUUGGCAGCAGGUUGGAGUCACAACUGAACAUUCUCAUGGUUGGAUAGGAGAGUGUGAUAAAGCAAAGGUGACUACUGGGUGGGCGAAGUUGGACUUCCCUGUUAUUCCGGGGAGGGCGAAGUGACAGGAAGCCUAGCACAGGUCAGUGGACCGUCUGACCCCAGGUGGCAUGUAGACACACAUGCCCAGAUGAAUCUGUGUUUUUAAAAUAGACUCCCCCCCCCAAAAAAAUGGCUAUAAGACACAUCUGUCAACCUCCAUAUUAGUCAGAGAAAGGCCUCACUGAAGGGGAGAAGACAGUGAAACAGCGGAAGUCACACAUCCGUGCAUAGCUGUACUGAUGUUUUUGCUACGUAAUUGCUAGCUAUAACUUAGAUCGCUAAUUAGUACCUGUGCUACUUGAGAUUUGUAGUCAAGGGAAGUAUCUUAGUAGAAGGGAAAAUACAUUUUGAGAUAAUUCUGUAUGGAUCCAGCAAUCAAAAUGCCACAUUAUUAAUAUCUUGCACCUCCCCAAUCUUCACGUACAGGCUGAUCUUAGGUGCAGCUCCGUGCACUGAUGUAUUUAUCUUCCUUGUGUUUCUGCAUGCAGCCUUGCAGUACCACCCUGCAGGGUCAGUCCUCUCUGCAUCAUUACGUUGACUUUUCCCCUUUUUUGAUCUUUUCCUCACUCCCUCCCCCCCAUCUUUCUUCUCCAUUUGUUCACAUACACCAGAUGGCACACUGAUGCCAGCAAUCGUAAUGCUGAGAGGGAGAAGAUUACAGGGGGACGGACAAAAGCCAAAUGCAUUCAUGCAGGAUUGAGCUGGAGUGAGACAACAAGAAACAUGACCUGGAGCAGGCCGAAUGUGUCUGUCGAUACUUCCUGUCUUAUAUCUAAAAAGCCAUGAAACACACCAUGAUUUGUUUUCUCUGACAAAGACUGGUGAGCACUUUUCAUUGGUUUGGACUGUUGGCUUUGGAUUUAUAUCACACACAGAAGCAACAAAAUACAUUGAGAAAUAAAACUUUUAAAAUAUUUUUGUAGACGGGGACACGUUAAUAACUGUACCCAUGAAGGUGGAAUUAUGUGAUAAUCUGAUCGAGUGACUCGGCGAGGAGCAUUAACGCCACAGCGGUUUGAAACUGUCAUUUUCUGAACCAGAUGUACACUGUGCCCUUUCAUUGAAAAGCAAUGAGCUCUUAUGUCUUACCUUUGUCUGAAUAUUGCAAUGCAAUGAGUGAGGUUUUCUUUUUUCCAGAGUGACUUAUCAUUGUGAUAUGAUGUGACAUGUCUAGAUUUGUGUGUAAAACUGACAGACCUUUCUGUUCUUCCAUGAGGAGCAUAAGCCCACAGGGAGCGAUGGAGAGAAACGCAGGUGUAUCCGGGCUUAUAGGGACCGACCCUUCAUAUUAAAGGGCCUUUUUACUAUGUAAUCUGUGUUAGGGGAACAGGGUACAAUGCCAGGUUUCAAGGGAUAAUUGUAGGAUUUGUUCUUUUGGGUUUUUUGUUUGUUUUUGAAGGGGGGGGGGGGUGCUGAUUUGCAUUCUUUGUUUCUUUUAUCUGUGUGUGACAAACGUUUUAUGUUUAAACAUUAUCAAUGCCAUUAUUUAGUGAUGAAGCUGGCCUGGACUCAGCUACCACCGUUGUGCUCUUUUGGUUACUUUUUCUUUUUGUAAGUUACUGCUCCAAGAUCUCUGCUCUCCUUCCUGUUUGUGUGCAUACCAUACGUGUACCAGUGUGCGUUGCGCCCUGCCCUCUCCCCAAGUCCCACCAAUCAGAGACUGAGACAACCUGGAGCUCUACAGUGGCCUAUAAUGCAGUCAUUACAGAGGAAACCUGCACGUUUAGCUCUGGGGGGAUUGAUGGUCGUGGAUCAACCACCCAACUUAAUCAAAGUACUGUAAUAUUGUUGCUGGUAGGUCAGUCAUGUUGUAACCCCACAGAUAUGUUCGUAUUGUGCUCGAUAUGUUCAUGCUGUGGUAAUUCUCACUGAUUAAUUCUUAUUAUUCACCAAUGAGAAAUAAAUGUUAGACUCCUAUAUUUCAGGGGCAGGUAUUUCAUGUUAGCUGUGUUUAGGCUGUUAGCCUUAGCCUUACUCUGGCCUCAACCCCCCCCCCCCCCCCCCCCAGAACAGAGAACAAGAUGAAGAGGCUAAUGUGUAACUUUCGUUUUGCCAAUAAAAUUAUUUUUUGAAUUUCACUGUCGGAGGGACAAAGAGUUUGUACGGCAAAUUGUAGCAAUACCUGACUCAUUCUGGCUACUCUUGUUUAUUGCAAUAAGAAAAGUAAAUAAUUAAUGUGUAUGUGAGUAAAACAUUCUAAAUGUAAUUUAAAUGAAAAAGAAACUUUAUGGUAAAUACUGUUGCUAUCAAAAGUAAAUGGUGGAAAAAAGUAAAUGUCAAUAAAUCGUUAAAUUGAA
This is a messenger RNA of Thalassophryne amazonica, 4660 nucleotides long. RefSeq names its product zinc finger protein 385A (gene znf385a). NCBI's taxonomy places the organism in Eukaryota, Metazoa, Chordata, Actinopteri, Batrachoidiformes, Batrachoididae. Gene Ontology annotation, molecular function: nucleic acid binding; zinc ion binding. Gene Ontology annotation, cellular component: nucleus. Bases 394 to 1743 code for a protein of 449 amino acids. The record is from RefSeq and is a predicted model, not a curated record. The transcript has 8 exons.